Messenger RNA from Strigops habroptila (Kakapo), 2505 nucleotides. RefSeq names its product TPD52 like 2 (gene TPD52L2). The transcript has 10 exons. The coding region runs from base 74 to 841 and encodes 255 amino acids. NCBI's taxonomy places the organism in Eukaryota, Metazoa, Chordata, Aves, Psittaciformes, Psittacidae. Gene Ontology annotation, cellular component: cytoplasm. The record is from RefSeq and is a predicted model, not a curated record.
GCCGGAAGAGGCGCGGAGCUGGGAGCGUCAUAGCACGGGAGGCGGCGGCGGCAGGACGGGUCCGGGCGCCGCGAUGGAGAGCGCGAGUCAGGAUAUCAACCUUAACUCUCCCAACAAAGGUCUGCUGUCGGAUACCAUGACGGACGUUCCCGUGGAUAGCGGGGCCUCGGCCAGAGCCGCUGCGCCCGAGGGGCUGACCCUGGCUGAAGAGGAGGAGCUGAGGUCUGAGCUCGCCAAGCCUCUCCUUCUCCCUGAGGUUGAAGAAGAGAUUGGCACUCUCAGGCAGGUUCUGGCUGCUAAGGAGAGGCACUGUGGAGAGCUGAAGAGGAAGCUGGGCUUGACUCCCCUGGAUGGGCUGAAGCAAAACCUGUCUAAAAGCUGGCACGAUGUCCAAGUCUCCAAUGCUUAUGUGAAAACAUCUGAGAAACUUGGAGAGUGGAAUGACAAAGUGACACAGUCUGACUUAUAUCUUUCAGCCAGCAGCACACUGGAGGACUGGAAUGAAAAAUUAACUCAAUCAGAAGCUUACAAGAAGACCCAGGAAACCCUUUCCCAGGCAGGCCAGAAGACUUCAGCAGCCCUGUCCAACGUAAGCUCUGUUAUCAGCAGGAAACUUGGUGACAUGAGGUCUCACCCCUUCUCCAAUUCCUUUAGCAGUUACUCCAUUCGCCACUCCAUCAGUAUGCCAGCCAUGAGGAAUUCUGCAACCUUCAAGUCAUUUGAAGAUAGAGUUGGAACCAUAAAGUCCAGGAUGGUGGGCAGCAGGGAAAACAGCACGGACGGCCUCCACUCCCCCUCGGGAGCUGGGGACAAACCUCCACAAGACAACGCUCCUUUCUAGACCCACGAUGUGGCUUUGCACGGCUGUGCACGACUGUACGAGCCACCUCCUCCCUCCCAACCCUUCACAACAGCAACAACAUGCGCCUCCAAGAAGGGGCCGAGCGCCAGUUUUGGAGAGAUCCAUCGUUCAUUCAUAGACACUGCUGCCGGAUCCAAGUCAAAUAAAGAGAAUGCAAAGUUUUGUACACAAAUAAUAUUUUACACUAAAGUUUGUAGGUUAAAUGUAUCACUGCUGUCCUUUUGGGAGAGCGUGGAAGGUGGAGUUUCCUUAGAGUAGCUCAGAAAUGCCACUGGCAUAGAUAAAAGCGGUUUUCCCUUGUCUGGUAUAACUUGCAGCGUGAGGAGGGCAGUUAUUGGAGAAACCAAGCGCAUGGGUAGCUUAGCUUCAGCUUCUGGCUGUGUCCUCUGUCACGCAGCUCCUCGUGUCACACAGCUCCUCGGAGCUCCCAGGCUUCUCCUGUUACUGCUUCCUCGGCUCUUAUUGGAGUAGUCUGGUAAAUGGGGUCAACAGUUGGGUUCUUUUCUGGGCUCCCAAAAGGGAAACUUCACUCAGCAGCUGCCUCGUUGUUACACUAAUGCUCUAGCUUUAACUGAACUAAAAAUCUUUAUUUUUAAAUGCAACAAAACUUUAAAGAAAUAAAGCUUAAAAGGAGGAAAAAAAAAAAAAAGUCAAUCAGAAGCUUUGGCAUCGUGUUAGGGAACCGCUCCCUUGGCCUCAGACUGCCUCGCAAGCCUUACAUCACCACCUGCUUUACUUGUUCAUGGUUUUAUUUCUAUAGAGAAGACUGCAAGGGGAAUAAAGCUGGAUGUUGAGCACUGGAGUUUUGCAUCCUAACAGUAGCAGCAUGCUUAUCAGCCAGUCCUUGUGUUAAACUCAGUGGUGCACUCCGUUUUGCUGAGUGUAUGAAACUUGCUUCUCCCUUCUCAGCUGAUGCCUUUGCUCUUGGAGGAGGAAUUCCUGAAGGCUGCUGGUUACAAAGGCUGUCUCUAGCACUACGGAUGCUGUUGGAGGACUCUGCUCUCUGAGGGCUCCUCCAACUGGUACAUCCCACCACGACUGGACGGGUUUUUCGGUUGAAAGCCCCAGCUCUCAUCUUGGUUUACAGAACUGGCAGAGAGUGAUGGAGCUCAACCAGCGCCCCAGGCGCUGUGUGUUUUGCUCUGUUCAUGUCCAGCUUCCUUGCUCAGGAGCUGCAAAAUAUCCGAGUUUUCUUCUAGAGGCCUGAUCUUAUUCUAGGCAAGGUGCCUCCACGUAGAAAUACCUAGAGUGAGCAAUUCUGUGCCUUAGAGGCGAAGUGGGACUUACUCAGGUCUUUAGGCUUGUUGAUGUACAUAUCUGCGUAGCGUUAGUGGUUUAUCACCCCGGAGGGACUGAACAGUCUCUGACCCUUUAGAGAAGCAAGUUUUGACGCUUACCUGCUGAUUAAUGUUCCCCCCACCCCUGCUCCCUCCCCUCUGCAGCCCUGGGGACGCAGGAUGGAAGCCUGGGAGGUGGAUGUACUGGGUGGUGGUUGGAUUCACUGGUGCUCCCUGUUUGACUGACCCUGUGAGGAACGGAGCCGGUGGAACCGGGACUGCUGGAGUUGGGUGUUGAACUGUUUCUCUUUAUAGAUAAAGAUUGAGGAAACUUGUCAAUAAAGCAUUCCUUUGGGAGAAAAUGGG